CAGGCCCCCACCGCAGGCCCCCCCUGCAGGCGGGGCCCCUCGCUCUCAGCGCCUCCUGCUCACGGGCCCUUUGCAUACAGCUCCCAGAUCACAGCGAGAACAAGCCCUCCCCACAGCUGCCUCGGGCAACUCGCCCCCAGGGUCACCACAGAGCCAUCAGUACCAGGGAGAGAACCCAGGAGUCCUGGCGCCCAGCCCCACCAACCACUCCUGCUCCAGAGCCGGGGGUGGAACCCAGGAGUCCUAGCGCCCAGCCCUCCCCAUCCCCCAAAAUAAAGGCUGUCGUGUUAACUGGAAGCGCAAGUGGCUACAAAUGGUGGCUGUGCCGAGCUGCUGCUGGGCUCAGUUCCUGCUUUCUCUCUCUGUGCCAGCAGCACUGCAGCCCACGGGGGGCAGAGGCCUUGCCAGGGGGGGAGCUGAUUCUUGGGAAACCUUCACGCAAACGGCCUCAAAUCUGGACCAGUGACAUUACCCGGGAUGCCCAUGUGGCACAGCGAUUUUCACAUCAAGCCAACUUCACAGGGACUGUUAAUGACCAGGAAGAAACCGACUGUAGGGGUUGAUUUUCUCACAUCUGCUACCGCGAGUUCUCAUGCCAGGGUGCUGGCACUGCGGGAGACAAGACGGGCCUCGGUUCCGGUCCAGCUGGGCGUUGCCUGAGGAUCUCUGCCCGUUGAGCUCGGCGCAAUCGUGGAUCACGGAGCCGCGUGGGGGGCAGCAUCCGGGACUCGGUGGGACAGAUGCUUCCCUGACCCUCGUGGGAUACUUGUCCCUCACGUGACCUGGAGCUUCGCAACAAGAUGACCUCCUCCAAUUGCAGCAACAACAGUAGCAGCAGCAGCUCAGCAGACACGGUCUUCGUGGGCCUCUACGCCCUCAUCUUCACUCUGGGGCUGGUGCUCAACCUGGCCGCGCUUUACAUCUUCUUCCGCUGCAGCAGCAUCCGCUCCCUCACCACCGUCUACAUGAAGAACCUGGCUGUCUCCGACCUGCUCCUGGUGGUGUCCCUGCCCGUCCGCAUCUACUACUACAGCAAGCGGCCCGACCUGGGGGACCAGGUCUGCGAGAUCACGGGGCUGCUGCUGCUGGUCAACAUGUACGGGAGCAUCUUCCUGCUGACCUGCAUCAGCUGGGACCGCUGCAUGGCCGUCUGCUUCCCGAUGCACCCGUGGGUCCAGACGCUGCGCAAGCAGGCCAAGUACAUCUGCCUGGGUGUCUGGCUGCUGAGCUGUGCCGGCACCGUGCCCACCUACUUCACCCGGAUGAAGGAAGACGGGACGAUGAAGCACUGCUUCGACAACCAGCCCAAGUACGUCACCCGGCGCAGCGUGUCCUCGGCCAUGGCCCUGUGCUUCGCCCUGCCGCUGCUGGUCAUGGUGGUCUGCUCCUGGGCCCUGCUCCGCGCCAUCCACCGCAGCGCGGCCGCCCAGAUGGAGCUGGUGAACAGCGCCAAGAUCCGCAGCAUGAUCGUGGCCAACGUCACCAUCUUCCUGGGCUGCUUCCUGCCUUUCCACCUGGUGCUGAUCUGCUACCAGGUAGACGCCCUGAAGGGCGAGACGCUGGACUUUUCCUACCGCUGCACCUUGCUGGUGGCCUCCGCCAACGCGGCCCUGGACCCGCUGGCCUAUUACUUCGCCACCGAGACCUUCCAGCGCAUGGUGGUGAUGGACAACCUACGCAAGGCCUGGGGCUUUCACACCGACAGCGCCGAGGGGCAGAGCCGCUCCCAGACCGCAUUCAGGCAGUGCAUCUACCUGCAGAACAUCAUGGCCGUGCCAAACAGCACCCCGCUGGUGGGGAGCCCCAGCAGGGAGCCCCGGAGCUAACGGGCCACACAAGGCCCCCUGGGCAGGGCACAGGGCAGUGGGACGUGAGUGAGGGAGGAGGGUAUUUUGUUACAUGGGCAACCCAGGUUGAGGGUGUGGCUGGCUUGGGUUACAGUGGGUGCUGG
This is a messenger RNA of Gopherus flavomarginatus (Mexican gopher tortoise), 1951 nucleotides long. RefSeq names its product lysophosphatidic acid receptor 6-like. The transcript has 5 exons. Bases 801 to 1826 code for a protein of 341 amino acids. Gene Ontology annotation, molecular function: lysophosphatidic acid receptor activity. The record is from RefSeq and is a predicted model, not a curated record. Gene Ontology annotation, cellular component: membrane. Gene Ontology annotation, biological process: positive regulation of Rho protein signal transduction; phospholipase C-activating G protein-coupled receptor signaling pathway. NCBI's taxonomy places the organism in Eukaryota, Metazoa, Chordata, Testudines, Testudinidae.